AUGAUGCAGAAAACGAAGAUCUCCACGUAUGACAAGAUGUGGGAGUUCAUGAGCAGUCGAAGACAUUCGGUGAUGGUGAAGAGCAUCGAGGAAGGAAUUGAACGUGUGCUCACCUCUGAUUAUGCUUUCCUAAUGGAGUCCACCACCAUCGAAUUUGUCACUCAGCGCAACUGCAACCUCACGCAGAUCGGAGGCCUCAUAGACUCCAAGGCCUACGGAGUCGGCACCCCAAUGGGGUCCCCGUACCGAGAUAAGAUCACCAUCGCAAUCCUGCAGCUACAGGAGGAAGGGAAGCUGCACAUGAUGAAGGAGAAGUGGUGGCGAGGAAACGGCUGUCCUGAGGAGGAGAAUAAGGAGGCCAGUGCGCUGGGCGUCCAGAACAUCGGUGGCAUUUUCAUAGUGUUGGCUGCGGGACUCGUCCUCUCUGUGUUUGUGGCAGUUGGGGAGUUUCUCUAUAAGUCCAAACAAAACGCACAGCUGGAAAAGACAGUGCCUGUGUCUGGAGAGCAAACAAUCCUUCUUGAUGUAAGUCUCUGAAGACAGAAGGGCUUGGGCUUUACUUGCUCAAAUGGCCGGCAUUGUGUCAUCUCGCCUCAACAGAUGUGUUGUUCUUUCCCCAUAUCCACUUCACUCGUAUACUUGAUCUACUGAUCUACUGAGCCAUUGAAUGUUUGAAGUGUACAGUCAAUAAUAGUAGUAAAAAAAAAAAAAAUACUUGAAAUGAAUGAA
Molecule: messenger RNA, 729 nt
Organism: Carassius gibelio (silver crucian carp)
Lineage: Eukaryota; Metazoa; Chordata; Actinopteri; Cypriniformes; Cyprinidae
Product: glutamate receptor ionotropic, kainate 2-like
Exons: 4
Coding region: 1-537 (178 amino acids)
Biological process (GO): synaptic transmission, glutamatergic; modulation of chemical synaptic transmission
Cellular component (GO): kainate selective glutamate receptor complex; presynaptic membrane; postsynaptic membrane
Molecular function (GO): transmitter-gated monoatomic ion channel activity involved in regulation of postsynaptic membrane potential; kainate selective glutamate receptor activity
Source: RefSeq, a predicted model, not a curated record